CAGUAUUGGGGUAACUACCUCGAAAGAAACACGUGUUCCUUGCCAGGGUGAAACACCUAUCUGUUCAAUACGGAAUGACGAUAACAGGUGAACUACGCUAGUGUUUACGUUUAGUGCUUCCGUGAACGACACUGUGGAAGCUUCUCACCCUUAGUGAUAGGUGUCACGCGAAGACGAUACAUCUUGGUGACAUUCGAGAGUGUUUGCAAAACAUAGUGUGCUUCGACGGAUGUAUGCGAGUUGAAAAAAAUGCCAAUCGAUCCAAGUCCGGACGUAUUGGUGACUGUUCGGUAGAGUGACUUGGUUUGGUUUUUUUCUUCGGUACCGUGUUACUUCUAAGAAUACCGUCGUGGCUGACAUAGAAGAAUUUCGAAUGCAGCCUUCGGCUACUGCUUCCAUUCCACCUUCUGGUGAGAUGGAUCUCCAAUCCAUGCAGUCCAUGGACUGGCUCUUCAAGAAGGAGAGGAUCUAUCUGCUGGCUCAGUUCUGGCAACAGAGAGCUACGCUAGCAGAAAAAGAAGUAACCACACUGAAAGAACAAAUAUCAAACAAUACAUCGAAUAACUGUGAGAAUUCCGAAGGAAACAACAUGGAUAGACAUAGCUUCGAAAGCGAACUAAUUGCCAAAGAAAAAGAAAUCAACCACCUCCUGGAGGAAGUCCAGCGACAUCAAUUGACGAUAUCGAAACUGCAGGAAUCGUCGAUAGCGCAGAUCACAAGACUUGAAGAACAGCUGGAACUGAAGAGACAACAUAUAGCUAGGUUAGAGAAUAAAUUAGAAUUACAGAAGGACUACGACGACUUGAGAAGAGAGUUGAGUCUGUUCAGACCAGAAUUGGUGAAUAGUAUAGAAACAAAACAGAACUUAGAAAAUUUGGAAAAGACGAAAUGUGAAUCACUGCCAAAAACACCGAGUACCGAGAACGAAGCAUGGCCCUUUCCAGAUUGCCCGGAGAAGGCAUCAACUCCCCUAGUGGCAGAUUCGACAGAAAAGAGCACAGCGUCCACCCCUCAACCACAGGAACACCUGUCCAGACCUCACACAUCACCAUCGCCAAUUCUCAAUGGCAACCCAAAGAGCCCAGAAGAUAACAACAACCACCACGUCAGCAACAAUAACAUCCCUCUUGCCACCAUGUGCGCCGUCAACAACUUCCUCAGAGGAGACGAUCUGAAGAGGAACCCCUACGGUUACGACGACCACAGACCACCCUUCAGGUUCGCUGAAGACCUCGGUAUGGCACCUGGGUCCAUGGUGGGUAGGUUGGGCGAAAGCCUCAUCCCGAAAGGGGACCCCAUGGAGGCCAAGCUGCAGGAGAUGCUGCGGUACAACAUGGACAAAUACGCUUCGCAUAAUCUGGACACCCUCAAUAUUUCCAAGAGGGUGAGGGAGCUUCUGUCUAUUCACAAUAUCGGCCAAAGACUAUUCGCCAAGUACAUCCUGGGGCUGUCACAAGGGACUGUGUCGGAGCUGCUUUCUAAGCCCAAACCUUGGGAUAAACUCACGGAGAAGGGCAGGGACAGCUACAGGAAAAUGCACGCUUGGGCUUGCGAUGACAACGCCAUCAUGACCCUGAAGAGCUUGAUCCCAAAGAAAGACAGUUUUUCUUCAGGAAAGGAAACAGGUAUCCCAAAUUACGGUAGACCCGAAGGCGAUCUUACAGACGAAAGACUUGCUCACAUCUUGAACGAAGCCUCUCAGUACAACCAACAUAUUAAACAGAACCCUGAUGAUAGCCACAGCAACGAUUCCAAAUCACCCCACGGCUGUUCCAGUCCCUACUCCAGGGAUCAUAGCCAGAAUAGGAGAAUGAAAAAAUACGAGAAUGAUGACAUUCCCCAAGAAAAGGUCGUUAGGAUAUAUCAAGAGGAGUUGGUGAAGCUCAUGGGGAGAAGAAUGGAAGACUUACGGAACCCUGCCGGAAAUUUCCCUGGUAUGUUUUUUCCACAAUUCCUUAGCGGCAACCCCAUGGAUAGGACUCAAGAAGAAAUCAGAUUGGCCCUUGAUGCAUAUCAUAGGGAAAUAGCCAAGUUGAAUCAAGGUCAACCCCCACAAAUGCCCUUGGGUCUACUCGCCCUUCAACAACAGGCCUUGGCGCAACACCAUCAAGUACAAUCCAACGGAGGAGUUCAAGAUCUAUCGAUUCCAAAAGACAAAAUGAAGAUGAUGAAUGGGAUGGAUGAAAAGGACAAAGAAGAUGACAGACAUUCCGGUAGUGCGUUUAGUUUAGUGAGACCAAAAAUUGAACCUGGAACUCAAGCGAGCAGCAAUAGCACUGCGAGCAGUCCUCUAGGAAACUCCAUCUUGCCACCAGCGAUGACCUCAAACGAUGAUUUCUCGACAUCUGCUGCUGCUAGUCCUUUGCAACGAAUGGCAUCCAUAACCAAUUCUCUCAUCUCCCAACCACCACAACAGCCACAUCCCGCUACCAACCAAAGACCUUUGAAGGCUGUUCUUCCACCAAUUACCCAACAACAGUUCGAUCUCUACAACAAUCUCAACACCGAAGAAAUUGUCAAAAAAGUCAAAGAACAACUGAGUCAGUAUUCGAUCAGUCAAAGGUUAUUCGGAGAAUCGGUUCUAGGACUGAGUCAAGGUUCAGUGAGUGAUCUACUGGCACGACCCAAACCUUGGCACAUGCUAACACAGAAAGGAAGAGAACCUUUCAUUAGGAUGAAGAUGUUUUUAGAAGACGAGAAUGCAGUCCAUAAACUGGUAGCCAGUCAAUACAAGAUAGCGCCAGAGAAACUGAUGAGAACAGGAGGUUAUGGAGGAGCUUCUUUUCCAGCUUGCACGUCAAUUUCCAAGCCGAUGCCUCCUACCUCGAAAAUGUUGAGCGAGGCUGCUGGGCUUUUGAAUAAAAUGCAGGAAACCCAGAGUCUUCUCCCGCCUAGUUUGCAAUUGGGACCGCAAGUACACACACCUCAGCCGCCACCACCACCGAUGCUAUUAACACCUCCAGGUAUGCCGCCACACCACCCCCUGAAUUUGCCCACACCCGAUCACCUGAAGAAGUCAACGCCGAGUCCACAUGGCAUUCCUCACUCUCCUAUGGGUCAGCAUCAGCCUGCCUUGAGAAACAUGCAUCAACACAUGUCUCCUAGCGUCUACGAGAUGGCAGCCCUCACACAGGAUCUAGACACUCAAGUUAUCACAACUAAAAUCAAAGAAGCUUUACUCGCCAACAAUAUCGGACAGAAGAUCUUUGGUGAAGCUGUCCUGGGUCUCUCUCAAGGCUCGGUUAGCGAACUUCUCUCGAAGCCCAAACCCUGGCACAUGUUGAGCAUUAAGGGACGUGAGCCGUUCAUCAGGAUGCAACUGUGGCUCAACGAUGCCCACAAUGUUGACCGUCUUCAGGCACUUAAAAACGAAAGACGUGAGGCCAACAAAAGGAGAAGGUCUUCGGGAGCUGGAGCUCACGAUAACAGUUCAGACACCUCAUCUAACGACACUUCCGAAUUUUAUCACUCCAAUAGUCCUGGCCCUGGACCACCGUCCAGCAAGAAACAGAGAGUGUUGUUUUCCGAAGAACAAAAAGAGGCUCUGAAGAUCGCCUUCACCCUUGACCCCUACCCAAAUGUACAAACCAUCGAAUUCCUGGCUAGCGAACUGGGAUUGUCGAGUAGGACCAUCACGAAUUGGUUCCACAAUCACAGGAUGCGACUGAAACAGCAACUUCCCCACGGCAUGUCUUCAGAUAUUCCCCCCAGAGAACAAACUGGAAGUCAAGUGCCGUUCGAUCCCAUCCAAUUCAGACUGUUACUAAACCAAAGAUUACUCCAAAUUUCUAAAGAAAGGAUGGGAUUGUCCGGUGUACCUUUGCCUUAUCCCCCUUAUUUAGCGGCCAACACAAAUCUUGCGGCGUUGAUCAGCAGAGGUUUGGACCUGUCUGCACUCAAUCAUGCCGUCAAAGAGCAAAUGAGCGGUUUAGAUCUCUCGAUGACCUCCCUCAAGCGAGAACCGAACGAUUUCGACGAUGACGACGAUGUCGAAAGCAACGUAGGUUCUGAAGACUCGAACAUGUCGGGUAGCAUGCAAGACGAGAGUGUCAAGGUCGAACAGAAAGAGGAGCAUGAAACCCCCAUCUCCCAGAGAGGCGGCAGGUCCUCACGAAGGAAACCGGCUGCUCCUCAGUGGGUGAACCCCGAUUGGCAAGACGAGAAAGUAAAGUCUGGAGAUGAGGUCAUCAUCAACGGCGUUUGUGUUAUGCAGACAGAAGACUAUGGAAGAAGAAACUCAGAAGAGACUGUACAUGUAGAACCUACUCCAGUGAUGGACCGUUUCGAUGACGACCGGAGUGACACCUCCUCCAUAAGUCAAGACAAUAACGAGGGCGAUGACAAACAUCAAUCCAGCCAAGAGAAAGAACAAGAGUGUACGGACGACCCUCAAGAGCAUGAUAAGACGGUUAAGAAAGAAAACGAAGAUGAAAGGUGGGAUUACUAACUGCAACAGUUCUCCUUUUUCAUCAAAGUUAAACAUUAGUGUGUACAAACAAAGUAAGACUACACAGUUAGCUACAAAAUUUGAAUUGUUUUAGAAAAGUGCAAUGAAGCAGAAGUGGCGCAGUCAAUUAAGAUUCUGAGAAUCCCAAUUUUCUACGCUACUAUGUUGUAGACAAGUAUCGAAAAUUUUACCCCCCUUCCCAGUUAUUUAUUGUGAUUUUUAAGUACUAUAUUUACCAAGUUUUGUUACUUUGUAAGUUUCUCUGUUCUUUUUUGUAUUUAUGUAGUAAGUAUAUAAGACUGUUACCAUAUAUUAUUGAUUAUUAUAUUAUUAUGACUGGUCUCGAAAGGUCCAAGUCGUACAGAGCAAAAAUGUUUGAAAUAUUGUGAUAUAUAUGCUUAUAUUGUUUUUAUUAUUUCUUUCGAUGGCAAAAUUUUCGAAAUUAAGAUAUUCGCAAGUCUAUUCAAUUUGCUGAUUUGCAAUUGUCCUGUGAUUGAGAUAUUGGGCAAAUAAUAAGUUGAAUAGAUAUUGAAAAUUUCGUACUAGAGAUCUCCAAAAAUCGUUUUGUUUUUGUAUAUAACAAUCAUCUUUACAUAUGUACAUUUAGGUAAAAUGUUAGGUAUUAAAUCUCGUGUUCAAAAUAUCGAAGAAAAAAGAAAAAUUUUCUCUAGUCUUUCCAUAGGGGCAUCAAUCAAUUUGAAUUUUCACCUGGCCAGUACAGAAAAAACGAAGAAAACUGUUUAUGUAUAUUUUUCAGAUCACAAUCUCAAAGCAUUCACAUUUAGUUUUUAUAAGAAAUUAUCAGUAUUCCACAUCAUAAUUGAAAAACAUCACAUUUUCGUGAAUUAUUAAAAUCAUUUAUUUGAAAAUUUCCAGAUUUUAUUUCCCCUAUGAUAAGCUUUUAUGCCACAAUCUUGUUUUCUGUAGUUUUCAACCUACUGGUUUUAGUGAACAUAGCUUUAAUUUAAAACUGAAGAUGUUUUAUGAAAGAGAAGCAUAUCGUUAUUUGAUAAGUGUAAAAAUGAGUAAGAUCCACCCAGAAUUUAAUAACCAGAAUGUAUAUUCUUGCCAUUGUUUUUGAUUUCGCUCAGUUUUUUAUGAAAUAGAAACGAUAAAAUAUUGUACGAAACGAAGACUAUGAGAAAUUUAGUGCAAUAUUUUGACGUAACAAAAAAUGUAUAUUUUUGGCAAAUUACAGAAAAAAUAUAAUUCUUCCAUAAUCAAUGUAAUAAAACAUUGUGAGAGAAGUUGAAGAGGCAUUAGCUCCAUUAAGAGAGGGCAAAAUAUGUAUAUUGUGCACAUUUUUAAAUAACCACAAGUAAGUAGAGAGUACAAUUAGAAAAUUCUUUGCCGUAGUGAAAGAUAUUCAAUGUUUUUUUCGAUUUUCCGUUGAUUGAAUAAACUUUCUAUGUAUUGGCAAAAUACGUAAAUUUAGUUUAGAUAUUUAAAUAUAUAGAUACAUUGAAAGUUUAUUUAUUUUAUUAUAUUUUAUAAAGAUUAUAGGAAUCAAACGUCUCCAAUGUUUGUUUUAUGAUCUAUUAUACAGACUUUUGUAAUUGUAAAUAUUUAUAUCAUAUCAUUCUCUUUUGAAAUUUCUAAAUUAAAACAUUUCUC
Harmonia axyridis is the source of this 6061-nucleotide messenger RNA. RefSeq names its product homeobox protein cut (gene cut). NCBI's taxonomy places the organism in Eukaryota, Metazoa, Arthropoda, Insecta, Coleoptera, Coccinellidae. The transcript has 9 exons. The record is from RefSeq and is a predicted model, not a curated record. Bases 374 to 4447 code for a protein of 1357 amino acids. Gene Ontology annotation, biological process: regulation of DNA-templated transcription. Gene Ontology annotation, molecular function: DNA binding; DNA-binding transcription factor activity, RNA polymerase II-specific.